Danio rerio (zebrafish) is the source of this 4558-nucleotide messenger RNA. The record is from RefSeq and is a predicted model, not a curated record. Lineage: Eukaryota; Metazoa; Chordata; Actinopteri; Cypriniformes; Danionidae.
UGUUCUCCCAGAACUGAUGAUCUGCUCUUAAAGAGCUUGUCAUUUGAAUCCCCGAGAAAAAAUAUUGCGAGCUCUGGUUCAUCAUGGCAUCGGUCCUUCAGCCAUCUGGGGAUUUAAUGAGGCUGGAAGAGGCCUCAGCGAUGCCCGUCUGUCCACCCCACGACCCUGUCGCUCUGCAGUUUCCCAUGAUGCCUCAGCAAGCCUCCUCACGAGACUGGAUUGAACUCAUAUGGUAACAUUGAGCAUGUCACCGCCCACAUCUCAACCUGAAGGUGUGUUUCUCUUCUCCCCCGCCUUUCUGAGAAGCUCUUCAUUUCCAGUUUCAGUUUUGCAGCCGAUAAACCUGAAUUUCGAGUUGAGAAAGCUCUUUAAUACACCUCUGAAUGGGCGGAGGCAGAAAACAGGAACGUGCUGCUGAUAAGACGUGGAUCCAAAGUUCACACACGCACCUGAGGAUGUGGAGAUUUCCUUCAGCAGGUCAUGUGGAAGGCAGCGGAGACUAAUCACAGUGAAUGAAUAAUGUCCUGUUCAGCCUAAUGGGAUUUUUCUCUUGUUUCUGGAAGUCAAAUAUCUGGGAAGCGUCCUGAGGAAAUUAUGAGAGGACUGUGAUGUUAAUUUAAGUUUCUGGAUUGGAGAUAUUUUCACAUGUCUGGAGAUGUGUCCGCUGGGAACUGCCAUGUUUUUGCUCUGUUGUGUUGGUUGUUGGUGCCAAAACUGUAACCUGACGAAGCCUUAUUUCAAGUCCCAGAAUUUCUUCAGCGUUCUCCAUUGGGAUCCUGUUGACCUUCCAGGUCAAACGGCUCUUUACAGUGUCCAGUACAGCCCGUAUGGCAGUCCUCGUCAGCUGGUUCCGUGGUGCCAGAACAUCUCAUCUCCAGUGUGUGAUCUGACUGAUGUGAUGAGUGCAGUGGUGACCGAAGUCACCAUCACAUAUAAAGCCAUUGUAUAUGCAGGCGCACAGUGUCUGGGUGAAGUGAGGUUCUCUCCGUUUAAAGAAACCACAUUAGCGGCACCGCAGCUGACCGUAACCUCAAACCAAACCCAUCUGAAUGUGACUCUUUCUAAGCCGAGGGUUCCGUGGAAUCGCUCCAUUGAGAGCAUAAAGUAUUGGGCGGACUACAGGGAUGUGAAACGAUACCCUGUUAAAUACAUUGUUCGUCUGACCCAUCCCGGAUCACAGGAAUAUUUUAGCAGGACGUCUCCUUCAGUGUUGAUCGAGCUGCUAUGGAAAGAUGUGGAGUAUUGUGGCGAAGUGUUUUAUUCGCUCACUCAUCCCGGCUGGUUCAGACCCAGUGAAAACACCACCUUCUGUCUCACCGUCUCAGCUCCUAAUCCGUUGCUCCAUAUCUUAAUGUGGCCCAGUGUGCUGGCUGCGCUGCUGAUGGUCUUCCUAUCCGUCAUGCUCUGCCAUCGCUUUGUGAAACGAAAGCGCUCCUUACCGAAAGCUCUGAUGCUGCCAGAAAACAACACACCUCCUUUUUGGUCCGAUCCCAAAGACAACAUAUCUAAAGUGGAAAUGUGGUCCGGAAUGUUUUUUGGGAUGAAGCCUGAUCCACAAACUCCGUCUUUAACUCCGCAAAAGUCUGAGAUCACAGUUAAAGAUAAUGCAUACGCAUCCCAGGAGCCUUACCGAUGCCAACAGGACGGCCAGAUUCAGAAUAGCAGAGAGCCAUCAGAGAACUACAGCCUCUGUUUACCUGCUCAGAUGCCCAAAGAAUCAUUUAACAGCUCUGAUUCAUUCAGUCCAGAGUCUGAGUCGCCUAAAAUGAUUCAUUCAGAUACCAGUGAAUCAUUAAACAACUCUGAUACGUUCACUCCAAAGUCUGAUUCUGUUAAAUUGAUUCAAUCAGAUGCCAAUGAAUCAUUUAACAACUCCGAAUCACUCAGUUCAGAUUCUGAUUUAGUUGAAUUGAUUCAUUUGGACACCAAUGAAUCAUUUAGCAGCUCUGAUUCAUUCAUUCCAGUGACUGAUUCAGUUGAAUUCAUUCAUUCAGACGCUGAAUGCAAGACUCUAGUGGUUCCAGCGAGGCCUGAUAAGAAUGGUGCAUUACAGUUUCACGAGCUUUUCUUUCAAGAUGAAUCUUUUCCAGAUGAAUCAGCUGAACGAAUGCCUUUAUUAACUGAUCUCAUUCAGAGUGAUUCAUCUUACCUGCCUGGACAGGUUCCUAAUGUAGUAACGUCAAACUACAAGCAGAAUUGGGUGCCUGGACUUCUUCUGGAAGGACAAGAAGACAAAAGAACUUAUAUAAUGAGGACAGAAAAGACUGAGGAUAUGCCUGAAGCUGAGGAGGACUUCAGAGAGUCGGAAGAGUCUCGAAUCGGGGUGGUUUUCCUGGACAGAUGUUUGCUGGAGAUUCAGGGUUUGUCUCUGUCGUGAUAAUGACCGAUGGAGGUUGUUUUGCUCUGUUCAUCCAUGCAAGACACAGAGGAAUGAACAUCUGUUGGGUUUUGCCGACUCGUUGCAUCAGGUGGACGUGACUGAGGGAAAUGAACAUUUGAGGUCAUUUCACACAAUACACUGAAGAGAUUUACUAAUGCAGUUAUGCAGUGUUUUGGACUAUUGAUGUAGUUUGGGCCAGAUUUACUUGAAGUUGGAGACAAAUAAUUCAUGUUUAUACACUAUUUUUACACAUCUUUGAUAGCUCGUACCUUUUGUUUUGGUCAUGAUGACAGUACAUUAUAUUUGAUUUAUUUUGCUAGACACUGGUAUUUAGCUUAUAGUGACAUUUAAAGACUUAACUAGGUUAAUUAGCCUGAUCUUGUGAGAAAACUGUUUUACGUUGAUCAGUUUGGUGGCUAAUUCAUACAAAUUCAGUUCAGUUGUACAUAAAGCUUUUAAAAGGAGGCGUGGCCUCCAAACCCACCUCUAAACCCAACCGUUAUUGAGGGAUGAGCAGAUCAUACUAAAUAGUGCAAAUUAAAUCAUACAAAUUAGCCACUAAAUCAAAAACUUGCAAACUACUGUAAAAUUGUGGUGGUGUUUUUAGCCAAUUAAAAAAAUCACCCCUUUAUAAUUGGGAUAAUAAUAUUGGCCUUGUUCUUUCACAUUUUAAAAUGCUUUUUUAUUAGACGUGACUAAAGGCAAUGUCCACGGUCUAAAGUGAAACACUGAAGAGAUUUACUAAAACAGUGAGUGUUUUGGACUGCUGGUGCGGUUUGGGCCAGAUUUACUUUAAAUAUUUGCCUUCUUUGAAUUUUUUAGAUGCAUUUUUCCCAGAUCAGUGUCAUUCACAGACUAAACACCAUCAUAACACAUAAAAUAAUGCAAUAAACUUUAUUAAUCGACAUCAGAUGUGACAUAAAACUUAAAUGUGCAUAACUCAAAAACAAAACAAAAGCAACAGUCAACUAAAAAAAUGCAUGCAAUAUGUGAAAGUGAAUUUAAAGUAAUUGCCUGUAAAUGCGUAUUAAAGAACCCUACUGUUAAACGUGUUACGGAUUUUACUGUAGCAUUUUUAUAUUUAUCCAUCAUUGGAACCACAUCUUUACAGUGGAGUAACAUUAUUCAGCUUAAAGCGCAAUUUAAGGCUUAACUAGGUUAAUUGUAACUAGGCAAAUUGACUUAUUUAAUCAAGUCAUUGGACAACAAUGCUUUGCUCUGUAGACACAUGAAGCAAUAAUUCAUAAGGGGGUUAAUAAUAUCUACCUCAGCAGUUUUUACUUUGUUUAACUCCAGGCAAACUAUUAGACUUUCUCCAGUCUUUUUUCUUCCCAUAGAUGUCACAUCUGAAAUAAUGUCUUUAGUUUCAUUGUGUGUUUUUAGUAAAUCUCAAAACAAGUUUGAUUAAUCUCCAAAGAAGGUUUGUGUUUCACAAGCGCUGAGUAAAUCUGACCCUGUGACUGAAACUAAUCUGUAGCAUCGUCAUGUUCUCAAGUGUUGUUCGAGUUCAUUCAUGUGUCUGUUCUUUAACUUAUUUGAGUAUUAAAUGAAUGAAUAAUGCAAUGUGUAAUAAAUUAAAAAUGUAGAUAAACCUGAAACACAUACUAUAAAUGUUUGCUGCAUUAUUGCAUUUUUAAAAAAAUAAAACAUCUACAUUCACAUGGACUGAAAUGUGGUUAUAAUUGGAUGUUGGCGGUAAAGAUAUUCAACUUAAUCAAGCUUAAUCAUAACCACAGCAAAUGCAUUUAACUUUAACAUAUAUUUUGACUGCAGGAAAACCCAAAUACGCCUAUAAUGGCAGCAAUAAAAGCAAAUGCUUAAAUAAUGACAAUAAAUGUGAGUAAAGAGUUUUUUCUAUCAUGUAAACAUCUUACUGUGAUUUCAUUAUUGGAGCACAUGUGAACCUGCAUGUUUGUUGCAUCUGUGAGGUUUAAUCUGAACUACGUUGAAAGUCAGCAUCAAAAUACGCUCAGUAUUGAUACUUGCACAUUAUAUUUGCACAUCUGUUUGUGAUCUGACUGAAAAGUAGUGCUGCUGAACUGAAGAAAUCCAAUCAAAGGGUUUUCUCAGUCACUUUUGAAACAUGUAUUCAUGUGUGUAUUUACUAACAUUUAAUCGACACUGUUGGCUAAUUAGUGACAAAAUAGCGAUUUACUGUAAAUUGCUCCUAAAAAAAAA